AUGAGUGCUGCUGAAGAGGAAAAGAAACUCCCCGUCGAGGAUGGCCAGCUUUCACCGGCGAGACGAGGAAGCGUCGAAGAAGGCGAUGUCCUUGAGAAUGUGCUGGGUUACAAGCAGGAGCUGCAUCGCAAUCGUUCCAUGUUCACCCUGCUAUUCCAGUCAUUAGCAAUUGCCGCAAUCCCUUACGGAGAGGGAAGUCCUUUGCUUUCGGCCAUAUAUGGCGGAGGUCAAUUGUCCAUCUUUCUGGGCUGGAUCAUUGUUCUCAUUCUGGACCAAUGCGUUGCAAUGUCAUUGGGCGAACUGGCGAGUCGAUAUCCAACUUCAGGAGGCCCGUCAUAUUGGUCCUUCCAGGUCGCGCCGAAAUUCAAGACUCAGCUGGCCUACUUGACAGGCUGGACGUGGUUGAUUGGGAACUGGACGAUCACCCUCUCAGUUAAUUUUGGAUUUGCGUCGUUGCUGUCUGGGACAAUAGCCAUGUACCAUCCGGAUUUUGUCCUCAACGACUGGCAGUUGCUGUUGGUCUUUUACGCCGUAACGCUCUCGACGCUCGUGAUAUGUACCUUUUGCAAUCGAUGGCUACCAAUUGUAGAUACGAUAUGCGCUGGCUUUACUGCGUUUUCAAUCUUGAUCAUCUUGAUUGCGCUCUCUGUCCAGGCCAAGGCGGGUAGACAUUCUGCAGCGUACGCCUUGGGCAACUACGACGACAGUCUGAGUGGAUGGGGAGGCUUCUCGUGGUUUAUUGGUUUGCUUCCAGCUGCCUACACCUUCAGCGCGCUUGGAAUGAUAUCGUCGAUGGCUGAAGAGUGUGCGGAUCCUACCGUUAAGGUACCGCGCGCCAUUUCUCUGUGCAUACCGGUCGGUGGCUUCUGGGGGCUUCUGUUCAUCCUACCCAUCUGCUUCACGCUUCCUCCGUUGGCAGAUAUCCUGGAGGCUCCAGCAGGCCAGGCUCUGCCGUAUAUUUUCGCAAGGGUCAUGGGAAGUCCUGGAGGCGGUCUUGCCCUGAUCUUCUUCGUUUUGGUCAUAACCAUCUUUUGUUCGAUCUCGAUUACCACCGCGGCUUCUCGCUGCACUUGGGCCUUUGCUCGCGACGAUGCUAUUCCUGGGGCGAAGCUGUGGGCACGAGUGGACAAGAAGCUCGGAGUUCCUGUCUGGAGUCUGGUCCUCAUCACAGUCGUGCAAAUGCUCCUUGGGCUCAUAAACCUGGGCUCGACAGCUGCCUUCACAGCGUUCGUCUCAGUCGGCGUGCAGGCGUUGGCCUUGAGCUAUGGCAUUCCAAUUGCCAUCAGCUUCUGCUGUGGCCGGCGGGCUGUGAUGCAGGCCAAGUGGCAUCUCAGUCACGGAAUUGGAUGGGUCGCCAAUGUUAUCGCACUUGCGUGGAUCGGCUUCGAGCUGGUGCUAUUCUCCAUGCCGACAGCUCUGCCGGUCACAGCGACUUCGAUGAACUACGCGAGCGUGGUCUUGUUUGGGUUUCUGGCCAUUGCCGCUGUGUGGUAUGGCGUGUACUCGCGGAAGUCGUACCAGGGCCCUCCUGCCAGCGAGGGAUUGUAG
Molecule: messenger RNA, 1548 nt
Organism: Zasmidium cellare ATCC 36951
Lineage: Eukaryota; Fungi; Ascomycota; Dothideomycetes; Mycosphaerellales; Mycosphaerellaceae
Exons: 6
Coding region: 1-1548 (515 amino acids)
Biological process (GO): transmembrane transport
Cellular component (GO): membrane
Molecular function (GO): transmembrane transporter activity
Source: RefSeq, a predicted model, not a curated record